Messenger RNA from Elaeis guineensis (African oil palm), 672 nucleotides. RefSeq lists its product as uncharacterized. The record is from RefSeq and is a predicted model, not a curated record. NCBI's taxonomy places the organism in Eukaryota, Viridiplantae, Streptophyta, Magnoliopsida, Arecales, Arecaceae.
GCAGAAGAAGAAAUGGAGCAAGAGAAGAGGAAGUUAAGAAGGGAAGAAGAGAUUCUAGAGACGGCCUUAGCAGCAGCCGGAGCUGCUCUCUUUGUCUCAGGCCUCAAAAAGUUCUUGCCUUGCGUUCUAAAGCAAUGGCCAUUAGCUUCGGUGGUCACUCCAUCUCUUCUCCUCUUCCUACUUCUGAACCUGAUCAUUGCUUCCAUAGUUGUUAUAUCCGUCCAACCUAAAUGCGGCAUUGAGAGCAAGUGCAAGUCUCCAACUGAUGCGCUCAAGAAGAAGAAUAAGAGCAGACAGAGAGGGAAGAGAUCGAGCUCUCCGGCUUCGACCAUAGAAAAGAAGCAGAGGGAGUUUGUUGCAGAGUUGGGAGGGGAUGAGGGAGAGGAGGAUGGGGAUGCAGAAGAACUGAAUGCAAGGGUGGAGGCUUUCAUAACGGCGUUCAAGCGGCAGCUCAGGAUUGACUCAUUCUCUUCUGGGGCUAUUCACAGAACCAGUUAUGCUGGAACUCCAUCUUGUUUGGUAGAUCAUGAGAGUUAUUUGGAGCAUAAGUGUAGUUGUAGGUAGUUCAUAAAGGGAUUUUUAUUUUGAAUGUUUGAGUGAAGGACAAAAUUCACUGACGAUUUAAUUGAGGUGGUUUGUGCUUGAAUAUUGGGAUUUAUUACUGCAUUCAAA